AUGGUGUGCCUCAAUUACUUCUCCGCUUAUUGGGCCGCAUCUUCUCUCGGGGAAUGGAGUAUCGCUUUAGCCUGCGGUGGUUGCCUAGUCGUAGCUGAAAUUCCGACAAGGGCCUCACGACCACAAGCUCUAGCGAGUGUUUUGAAGAGGCGGAAAGUUACAGUGUUUGGAGCAGUACCGUCAUUACUGGAAGCGCUAGAACAUGAAAAUGUUUUC
Amoebophrya sp. A25 is the source of this 216-nucleotide messenger RNA. NCBI's taxonomy places the organism in Eukaryota, Dinophyceae, Syndiniales, Amoebophryaceae. The record is from the annotation of a GenBank genome assembly.